Molecule: messenger RNA, 1336 nt
Organism: Zingiber officinale
Lineage: Eukaryota; Viridiplantae; Streptophyta; Magnoliopsida; Zingiberales; Zingiberaceae
Product: probable pectinesterase 15
Exons: 2
Coding region: 267-1289 (340 amino acids)
Biological process (GO): cell wall modification
Molecular function (GO): pectinesterase activity
Source: RefSeq, a predicted model, not a curated record
GCCACCGCCAUCGAAGUCACCACCGGAGGCGGCCGAAGACAGGGUGGUGUGAUAGUUCCAGGUGGGCGUCGCCAAUCGCUUCCGAGCAGAACGUGACGCUGGUGCUCACCGUGGAUCAGCAGGGGUGUGCAGAUUUCAGUAGCGUGCAGAUGGCAGUGGACGCUGUGCCGGAGUUUAGCCUGAGCCGGACGCUUAUCAUCGUCGACGCCGGCAUCUACAGGUGGUUUUAAUUUUCUAAAUUCUUUGAAAAAACUAAAUUUUUGAUUAUGACAGAGAUCAAUUUGAGGCAGGGAGAAAGUGGUGGUGUGGGCGAACAAGACGAACAUCACCAUGCAAGGCAAGGCUACUUGAACACGGCCAUUUCAUGGAACGACACUGCCAAUUCCACCGGCGGAACGAUUUACAGCGCCUCUGUUUCGAUCUUCGCUUUCAAUUUCAUCGCCUACGACAUCAGUUUUCAGGCAAGCCGAAUCGAAUUGAUUUGUAUCCAAUUUUUCAAGUUAAUUUACGUACGAUCUCAUUAUCAGCAGAAUGCUGCUCCUCCGGCACUGCCGGGAGACGUCGGAGCGCAAGCGGUGGCGCUCAGGAUCGCCGGAGACCAGGCGGCGUUCUACGGCUGUGGAUUCUACGGCGCGCAAGACACGCUGCUCGAUGAGCGCGGCAGACAUUACUUUCGAGGCUGCUUCAUCGAAGGCUCGAUCGACUUCAUUUUCGGCAACGCCAAAUCCUUGUACGAGGACUGCACGAUCAAUUCCAUCGCGAAGCAAGCGCCGGCCGACGAGGGAGGGAUCACGGGAUGCAUAACGGCGCAGGGGAGGGCGUCGAUGGAGGAGGACACGGGGUUCUCGUUCGUGAACUGCAGCGUGGAGGGCAGCGGCAGGAUCUGGCUGGGGCGCGCUUGGGGAGCUUACUCCACCGCCGUCUUCUCCCGGACGUACCUGCCCGGCAUCGUAGCUCCGGAAGGGUGGAACGACUGGAACGAUCCGUCGAGAGACCAGUCGGUGGUCCUCCUCUGCAAUUGCAUGAAUUUGCUCUCUCUCUCUCUCUCGUUGGCAUUUUAUCGAGCAGUUUGCAGGUGGGUGUACUUCGGGGAGUACGAGUGCACGGGACCAGGCGCCGGCUCCGCGAUGAGGGCGGCGUAUGCGAAGCAGCUGGGGCGAUGCGAGGCUGCUCGGUUCAUGGGCGCGUCGUACAUCAACGGCGAGGAGUGGGUGCUGCCGCCGCAGUCAGGCGGAUGGAAUGACCCGUGUGCAGCUUCGAUGGCUGGAGAUCAAAUUGAGGAAAUGUGAGCGAAGAUGACGGUGAAGGGGCUUUUAUUAUAGUUGUCGAUUUGGCA